AUGGUGGUGGUGGUGGUACUGGUGGUAGCUAAGGUGGUGGUGGUGGUGGUUGCCAAGGUGGUUGCCAAGGUGGUUGUCGGGGUGGUACUCGAGGUGCUGGUGUUGGCCGUUGUUAUGUUUGGUGGUUGUGAUGGGGAUGGUGGUGUUGGUGGUGGCCGUGGUCGUGCUGGUCAUGGUGGUUGUGGUCGUGGUAGUGGUGGUGGUGGCCGUGGUGGUGGUGGUGGUCGUGAUUGUGGACGUGGUGGUAGUGGUGGUGGUGGUGAUUACCUUUCUCUUGAAGGUAGAGCUGAAGGAGGAACUAUGAGGAAAGACACUUGA
Messenger RNA from Vigna unguiculata (cowpea), 318 nucleotides. The record is from RefSeq and is a predicted model, not a curated record. Lineage: Eukaryota; Viridiplantae; Streptophyta; Magnoliopsida; Fabales; Fabaceae.